Messenger RNA from Lynx canadensis (Canada lynx), 2612 nucleotides. RefSeq lists its product as uncharacterized. The record is from RefSeq and is a predicted model, not a curated record. The transcript has a single exon. Bases 596 to 1570 code for a protein of 324 amino acids. Lineage: Eukaryota; Metazoa; Chordata; Mammalia; Carnivora; Felidae.
ACACGGUCAGCACAGAGCCCAAUGUGGGGCUCGAUCCCACAAACUGUGGGAUCGUGACCUGAGCUGAAAUUGAGUUGAUGGUGAACUGAGCUACCGGGUGCCCCAGAAUCUUGAUUUUAGAAACAGGGCUUUCAGGGAGAUCAUGGUUAGGAGGGGCUGGCUUUGGUCUAGGUCGGCUCACAGCCCACCCCCUGGUGCCGUGCCGCCUGGCACAGGCAGAGAGGAGGGGGCAGUGGGGACGGAGGGGUCUUCGGCCCUUCUCAGUGCCCUGCCCCCAACUUAGGUUCUGGGGAGGCAGGGGCGGCCCCCACGGAAGCAGAGGUUCUGGUCACAGAUGGGAGCAGGGCUGGGAGGUGGAGUUCCCAGGCACAGACCCUCCGUGCAGAAUGGACGCCUGGCCCAGGGCACGGUCACCGGGCACUCCAUGGGGGAGGUGCCCCCUGACGGCCUCAGCGUGUGCUGCACGGCACCGAGUUUUGGUUUGAAAGAACAUCUGAGGUGAAGGAGCAGGGAGCCCGGGGGAGGGCAGUGAGGGCCCGCCUCUUCUCCCGGGGUCACGGGGGCACACGCCUCCUCUGGGGACACAAGGACUGGCAUGAAAGCUGUCCUGCCCCUCACCGUGGGUCCAGCUGGGACAACAGAGGCCCCUGGCGUGGGUGCCUCCACACCGCCUGUCCCCACCCCGGUUCCCAUGGGUCUUCGGUGGGAGUCCGGGGGCCACCGGGUAGAGAUGGUCUGUGUGUCCCCAGGGCCCGCAGAUGUCCACUUUGUCUGGGAGAAGAACGGCCGAGAACUGGAGAUGUGCGUCCCCAUGCAGACCCACGUGCUGCCCGACGGCAGGGCCCACGUGCUCAGCUGGCUGCGAGACGCCAUCCGAGAAAGCGCCGAGUACCGCUGCUCCGUCCUGUCCUCUGCGGGCAACGGGACCUCCAAAGUGCGGGUGACCGUCGUGAGACACGGUGAGUGGCCCCCGCCCCUACCGCGCUCCCAGCUCCGACGGCGGGCGUGCUGGUGCCCUGGCGGCCGGCAGGAGGGAGGAGCGUGUGGCCCGUGCCCGGCCAGCCUCCCCGGCACUGGCGGCGCUUCCGCACCCACCUCCUGCCACCCGUUCACUCCUUGGCGCGUCUGGGACGCCGGUCCUGAGAGCCCGCGUCUCCCUUCUCUGUCCCCAAGUCCCCUCCCCUGCCACGUGGAGGCCUGCCUCACGUCACGUCCGCAUGCUUUGCACACGGCCACCCAGGCCUGCUGGGGGUUUCCCGCCCGGCUGGGCCCGGGGGCCGCUGGAAGCCGGCUCUUCCUCGGGGAGGUGUGGACACUUGUUUCCUCCGCUCCACUCUACUUCCUGUGCUCUUUCUGGACCCGUUUUCCGAGCCGCUGGCCGCCUGUGAGGCAGCGCGUGUGCAAAGGGCCCGGCCCCCCACCCGAGCGUCUGGCCUCCCCGUUGCUGGCCUGGGGUCCCGCUUUCUCAGGUCUGCUCAGUUUCCACGGGUGCCUCUGCUUUUCAGAUUCCAGGUUUUUGGGGUUUCCUCUUCUGUCCGCUUGCGAGAGUUUACGUUUAGGGCCCUGCUGAAAAGGUCCCUGUCCUUCCAGUACAGGACUGGGGACAGAAAGAAGUAAUUGCAAAGCUCUCCCGGCGGGAAUCCCUGUUCUUCCCCUUUCUGGAAAGUGUCCUGCCUGCCUGAGUCAGGUAAACCGAAUCUUCACGUAAACACGGGGGCAGCACUGUCCGCAAAGAGCUGAGCGGAAACACAGAAACCACCAUGCUCGCCUGUCACCCCGGCUGCCUGGGAGGCAGGCUCUGGUCCUCGGUUCACAGACGGUGACCCGACCUUGAUCUCGGGUGGCGGGCUAGGACGUGAGCACAGUCGGGACAUCUCGGGACGUGCCUGCCUGCCCACCCAGCCUGUCAUGUCUACUGACGGGAGUGCCAGGGCAGGGGUGUUAGGAACGCAGGGACUCUCUCAGGACGGGAGUCCCUGCAGGGUCCCUUGGGGUUAAGGACCCCUGAAGGUGCCUCUGGAGCCCAGGCCCCGGCCCAGUCCUGCUCAAGGAGUAAGUUCCGCUUUACGUCUCGUGGGCUCAGGUCCCUGGCACUCACUUCUGAAACGAGCAACACGGGCCACGGGCAGAGCAGGGACAUGGUGUGUUUCUGUUUCCAAACAACCACAGCUGUCUGGCCUGCACCACCCUCACAGCCCCACAGAUCAAGCUCCCGCGACCUCCUGGGGGAGGUCCCUGCAUCACCCCAAAAUGCGGAGGGAGAGCGCCUUUCCUGCCCGGACAGGACUCACGCAGGAUGAGGACGGGGCCAGCGUGACCCUGGGGCUGGUGGCCUGGGGAAGGGCAGGAGGGGGCUGCUGACCGUGGAAGUCCCCACAGCCAGAAGGCAAGGCCAGAGGAGUGGGCGCCUCACCCGCUACCGAACCAGAGACCCGGCUCUCAGAAUGGCCUCGGCGGCCCGCACGCACCCGCCGUGCCUCAAAGGCCGGCAAGGCUGACAGCCGGCGCCCCACUUGUCUUGCAGAGGCGACCCACCAGGAGCAGUGGACCAGAGAGCUGGCCACCUGGAAGGCUGUGGCUGGGGAGCACGACCGCAUGAUGCGCAGCUGGAG